AGUAUGUUGUCGUCUGUAUUCCACAAGCCAAGAGCAGGAGACCCUCGACGCAGCUCGGAAGUCGUAUUUUUCUGUGCUGUUAGAACCUGUGGCUUUGUGACGAUACAAGGCGGUUUCAGGUCAACUGGUGAUUUGAAGAACAAGGCCAAUUUUUGCUGGAAUUACUGUAUUGGAUGCAAGGUGGUGAUAUCUGACUCAGUUGAAGCUUAGAUGUACCUUGACGUUAGCUGCAGACGCUCGCGGCCUUCCAUAGCGGUAGUGUAAGGAGAGACAAUAGACGUGGGCUGCAUACUGGCAGUCGCCAGCGCUGAACGACUAGGUGAAUGGGAGGUGAAGGCGAAGGAUAUACAAUGCAACAGUCCACCCAUUUUUGUUGAAAUCGCCGCUUUCAAUAAAUUGGAGUGCAUUCAAAUCGAGUUUGAACCGUUGUCGUCAUCCAGAUUUUCACAAGUUUGCAAGUAUGGAUACUUGUAUCCAUCCCUCCUGAGCUUAGGCACCCCUGCAGCUGUGAAGUACCCAUUGUAGCCUGGAGUUGGCCUACUCUCCAUGGCGAAAGAGAAGUUGGUGCACAGUCACCAAUCCCCCUCGUCCGGUAAGGUGCUCACCGAAUUUCGGUCCGGAACUCUAUCGAAGAAGACGCCAUGGUGUAUUCAUCGCAGCGAAAGCGCUAUGGCGGAACCUGGUGGUGCUGUAUCGCGAUCCUUUGUUUGCCCUUCACCGUGGUGAUCGCCCAGACAGGCAGCGGAAGUGCUUCCAUCGCGAUUGACCCUACUGAUUUACCCAGUACAACAACUCCAGAACCCUUGACGUUAACACCCCAGCCGUUGACACCCGAGACUCCUACACCUCAACCACUGACACCAGAGCCUUCAACUCCAGAAACGACUUCUCCAGCAACAACAUCGCCAGCUACCAGCUCGCCGACGCCAACAUCUCCUACGCCAACAUCUCCGACCCCAACAUCUCCUACUCCAACGACGAAUACGCCAACAAUCACUCCCUCGCCACCCGCUGCAACAACUCGGACACCUGGCAAUAACUCGACGUCGGCUCCGGAUCCUGCAACCAGUUCAUCAACUAGUAGUUCAGGAUCUGAUGCCAACAAUACUUCAAAGUCUUCAAGUUCGUUAGGUCUCGCGGAAAUAAUCGGGAUCGCCGUGGGCUGUGUAGUUUUGAUGGUCUUGCUGAUAGUGUUCUUCAUCGUACAGCGACGACGGCACAAGAACCAGUCUAGUGAGGUGGACGACAUUUUCGAGUUGCCUAUCGCUAGUAAAAACGCACAGUUACUGGACCCAGAUGAUAUGGAAAAUAGGGACACGUCGAGAUCGACAGGGGGUUCCAUGCCUGAAAGGAGCCAAUACCGAGUUACAUUAUCCGAAGACCCAGUGAUUCUAGCGUCACGAAUCUCCACUGACGGCAUCGAGUUGGGGGCCAUAAUCGGUCGUGGUGCCUUUGGUGAAGUGUGCCGUGGACGCUAUCGAGGUCAAGAUGUGGCCAUUAAAGCGCUGGUUCAGGAAAGACGCAAAGACAUGGAGUAUAUUGAAGCCUUUCUUUCUGAAGUGAAGCUUAUGGCCACGAUGGAACAUCCCAACAUCGUACUGUUCAUUGGUGUAGCGUGGGAGUCACUAAGCGACUUGUGCUGCGUGAUUGAGUUUUUGCCUGGUGGUGAUCUGCGUACACUAUUGAAGGAAUAUCACGCCAGUGGUAUGCCACAAGGAAUGGACGCCAGUAAACUGCAAAUUGCGUACGGAGUGGCACAUGCAUUGACAUAUUUGCACUCGUUAGAGCCCGUAGUUUUGCAUCGAGAUCUCAAAUCGCGAAAUAUUCUAUUGACAGAAUCGCUGACUGCUAAGAUCACGGACUUUGGGGCGUCACGAAUUCGAUCGGAUGCUACUAUGACGUCAAAUGUGGGGAGUUCGUUGUGGAUGGCUCCGGAGGUUAUGAUGGGCGAGCGAUACGACGAGAAGGCUGACAUCUUCUCUCUUGGUGUGGUGAUUUCAGAGCUGGAUACACAGGAGCUGCCGUACUCACAUGCCAAGGAAGGUAACAGCAGGACAGGGCACCCUCUUUCGGAUACAGCAGUGCUUCAGAUGGUGUCGAUGGGCAAACUACGCGUUCAUCUUUCCCCGGCAAUGCACCCGGAAAUGGUUCAGUUUGUCCACCGAUGCGUGAGUCUGGAUCCCCAUGAACGUCCAGCUGCUGCGGAAGUGCUGUACUACUUCCAGGUAAUGACUCGAAACAGGCAAUAUUGAGUAUGAUUUACUGAAAAAUAAUAGUUGUUCGGUACUCCAUCCGCUGCUGAUGGCGAAUCCAACUCGAUGAAAGCGUCGACGCCAGCGUUCUCACCUUUAGGCCGACGGAGUGCUCCUGUGUGCCGAGCAUUUGGUCGGUGAGUGGAAGAUCGCCUGCUUGGUACACCCUUUUCAGUGCACCACUCGACUCCACCAUGCUUGUAGCACUUGAUGUUCCGCUUUACGGACCCUUCGUACGAGCAACAUUAUGAGCGAAACAAAGUCCUUAACCUGGACUUGUUCUAACACCCAGGAUGCGAGCAGCGUUUUGCCUCCUCCAUGAACGAAAUACUUGCCUUUCGAACGUGCAUUCUGGUACAUUCAGAGCGGGGGUACACUUGGGAUUGCCAUGCCUAGCGCAUAGGCCUCUUGACUGUGUUCUUUUCGUGCAUCCUGACUGAGCACACUUUUUCCCACCACCAUGUUUCCAGCAUCUGCCCCUUGAUGUUGCCCUCUAUUAAUACUCGCACUCCGGGUACGUGCAAAGCUCAUACUCACCAUGUGCAUUGAUUGCACAAGCCUUUCAAGACAACCCAUUUGUUGUAACCAAGAAAGGGGCAACACUUUCUUCCGCCCUUAGAGACUGCACGAGCAGUUGCUGGAGUUUCCUUUGCCUCCAAGGCACUGGGAAUGGAACCUUCACUUUCAGUUAGCGAUUUCCCCCGUUGCAUUAUCACUCCAUCCGAAGCCAGCGACGCAGCAUCCUUCCUGAACAAGAAAGAAAUGCCAGCCGAAGAGUUCUUUUGAUUUAUCACUGACGAAAACCUUGUCAACUGUAAUAUCCUUGGGAGGUUAACUUGAUUUUUUGGGUCGUGAUCUGGAUUCUAUGCAUUUUGCGAUAAUUCCAGCAUUAUCGAGCAUUCUGUCGGCA
Molecule: messenger RNA, 3162 nt
Organism: Phytophthora nicotianae INRA-310
Lineage: Eukaryota; Oomycota; Peronosporomycetes; Peronosporales; Peronosporaceae
Product: TKL protein kinase
Exons: 2
Coding region: 642-2252 (536 amino acids)
Biological process (GO): protein phosphorylation
Molecular function (GO): protein kinase activity; ATP binding
Source: RefSeq, a predicted model, not a curated record